This is a messenger RNA of Cricetulus griseus (Chinese hamster), 1944 nucleotides long. Lineage: Eukaryota; Metazoa; Chordata; Mammalia; Rodentia; Cricetidae. The record is from RefSeq and is a predicted model, not a curated record.
CGAGGGGGCAGUUCUCUCGGAGGUUCCCGUUCGAUGCGUUUAGAUCCUGGACCGAUCCGGGUCCUGGCGCUUGGACUCAGUACACUUGAGGGUGCGUGUGGCACACCAGGAGGACGGGGCCCGGGGGCUGAGUGCAAAGCACAGGCCUGCCCGCGUGGAAGGCCUGGAGGCCGCGGCAGCCCCCGGAACCCAUCAGCCAGGCACGGCCUGCGACCUCGGGCUGCAGCCGGGAACCGGGAGGGCGGAACUGAGCGCCCAGCUCGGGGAUUGCAUCAAGUAGCCCUUCUGGGGCAUGAGGCGUUAUGGAGCCCUUGCCCUGGAGAGGCGGGUGCAGGGAGGAGUUACGAUAGACAGCAGUGCCUGCAGUGUAACACCGUGAUACGAGGGCGUGGUCAGGGGAAAAGUUCACUUUUGAUGCAAGGGCCCGAGCGAGCGCCUACUCAUCUUCACUAGCUUUGCCAUUUUAACUCAACGCCCUUCCCUGACGAGGGAAAGCAGCUAAGGCCCAGGUCCCUCCUCAUUCAACCUAGAACAUACCAUGGCUGAGACUGGGGAAGAGGAGACAGCAUCAGCAGAAGCUUCAGGGUUCUCAGACUUGAGUGACUCGGAGUUGGUCGAGUUUCUGGACCUGGAAGAAGCCAAAGAAUCAACUGCUUCACUUAGCAAGCCUGGCCCUUCUUCUGAACUCCCUGGGAAGGAUGGCAAACCUGGAAGCUUGCAGAACUGGAAAAAUGGAUCAGAUGUCUUGUCGCCCAUGGAGAGAUUCCAUUUGAAAUAUUUAUAUGUCACUGACCUGUGUACUCAGAACUGGUGUGAAUUGCAAAUGGUGUAUGGAAAGGAACUUCCUGGGUCUUUGACACCUGAGAAGGCAGCCGUUUUGGACACUGGUGCUAGCAUCCACCUAGCAAAAGAACUAGAACUUCAUGACCUUGUGACUGUCCCCAUCACCACUAAAGAAGAUGCCUGGGCAAUUAAGUUUCUGAACAUACUAUCAAUGAUUCCUACCCUACAGUCAGAAGGGCGCAUCAGAGAGUUUCCUGUGUUUGGGGAAGUAGAGGGCAUAUUUCUUGUUGGAGUGAUUGAUGAGUUGCACUACACAUCCAAGGGGGAGCUGGAGCUCGCCGAACUCAAGACACGAAGGCGCCCAGUGCUCCCUCUGUCAGCUCAGAAAAAGAAAGACUAUUUCCAAGUUAGUCUAUAUAAAUAUAUCUUUGAUGCCAUGGUACAAGGGAAAGUGACUCCUGCAAGCCUAAUCCAUCAUACAAAAUUGUGUCUAGACAAGCCACUGGGACCUUCAGUGCUGAGGCAUGCCCGACAAGGAGGCUUCUCUGUGAAAUCUUUGAGCGACCUCAUGGAACUGGUUUUCUUGUCUCUUACGCUGUCUGAUCUCCCAGCUAUUGAUACCCUAAAACUCGAGUAUAUCCAUCAAGAGACCGCCUCUGUAUUGGGCACAGAGAUUGUAGCGUUUGAAGAGAAAGAAGUGAAGAGCAAGGUGCAGCAUUAUGUGGCCUACUGGACGGGCCACCGAGAUCCCCAAGGUGUUGAUGUAGAAGAGGCAUGGAAAUGUCGGACCUGUGACUAUGCAGACAUCUGCGAAUGGAGGAGGGGCUGUGGAGCGCCCAGCUCGACACUGGAGCCCAAAGACAGACAACUGAAAUAAAUGGAAGUUACACUGAGAAAUGUUGAUCAUUUCUGUUCUUAAUAUACCUAUAUAAAAGGAUCUGUCUCUCAGCUUGGCUUUCAUGGAUCAGGAAUGAAUGGAGAGAUUUGGGGUUGGAGCUUCGAGAUGAAAUGGAAAGAAGAGAGAUGUACACCAUAUCUGCAGCAAAAGGAGACCUCAGUAAUCACUGUUUUCUCAAGGAAAUCAUUUGGGUUCUGAUGUUUUUUAUUUUUGAUGAUUUUUUUUUUACAUUUUUCAUAAUAAAAAUGAAGUGCUGUCUAGAA